Fraxinus pennsylvanica is the source of this 312-nucleotide messenger RNA. NCBI's taxonomy places the organism in Eukaryota, Viridiplantae, Streptophyta, Magnoliopsida, Lamiales, Oleaceae. The record is from the annotation of a GenBank genome assembly.
AUGGCCUUGAGAAUUCCUCAUGUGUUCUUUUCCGUUCUUUGGCUCUUUCUCCUCCUCAUAGUACUCUUUCAUGAAUUCUACGGUCUCAAAUACCUCAAAAACUAUGAAACCAAUGGCUCCUCAUCGUCAACCCUAUUGCAUCAUCCUUUAAUCCAUAGAAAAGCAAUGGCCACCGCCAAGUUUGAUUUUAGUCCCUUUCUCAACCGCCACCACCGGAAACACACACCAGAGAGAGGGCCGCCAGAGAUUGAUCCACGCUAUGGGGUCGAUAAGCGCCUGGUCCCGAGUGGUCCAAACCCUUUGCACCACUGA